This is a messenger RNA of Cylas formicarius (sweet potato weevil), 3283 nucleotides long. RefSeq names its product RAC serine/threonine-protein kinase. NCBI's taxonomy places the organism in Eukaryota, Metazoa, Arthropoda, Insecta, Coleoptera, Brentidae. Gene Ontology annotation, biological process: protein phosphorylation. The record is from RefSeq and is a predicted model, not a curated record. Gene Ontology annotation, molecular function: protein binding; ATP binding; protein serine/threonine kinase activity. The transcript is spliced from 9 exons. The coding region runs from base 884 to 2419 and encodes 511 amino acids.
UAUGUUUUCGUCUUCCACCAGUCUAAAAGUACCAUGUAACCAAUAUAUCCGAUGCUUUCUUUUCUUGCGUUGUUCUUAAUUACACACUUGUGAUAAAGCAAAUGAUUCAUCCGCAACUGCUUAUAUUAAACAAUUCAAUCGAUAUCGCCUCGUUAACCACACUUACCACUGCUGGUUUUGCAUGACGCUCCGAUUUUAAAACUUAUAUAUAAAUUAAUCUAGGUAAAUUAACGCUUUCCCGCGAAGGCAAUCCAAGCACAGCAAAGCGUACAUGAGAAUCGGCCUUAAUUCAAUUUGAAAAAAUAUAUGUACAAAACAACCGUUUGAAAGUUUUGUGUAAAAAAGUUCUAUUAUAUCCACCACAUAAAUGUCUUGCCUUGUGAAUUGGAAAGAUAUUUGUGUUGUGAAUUGGCUUGAAUUCUGAACAGCUUUCGUUCUUACAGUUAUUAGUAUGGGUAAUACCUACAAUUUGAUUUUCUCUUAUUAUUUGGAUUGACCAAAGAAUUUAUUGUUAUUUAUAAGUAUAAAAACAAAACAAACCCUAAACAGAAGACUCCCGCGUAACCAUUUCGCGCAUGAAGCCUUAAAGCAAUCUCUUGAUGACGUCAGGACUCGGUGACUCGAAUGGAAUAUCUUUGGGCGCUUUGUUUGGCGCUAGAUCGAGUAAAUACGGCUCAAUUCAUAAGUCCAUCCUGGACACCAAUCCCCGUUGCCUAAAAUAUCAAUGAUCGCAUGUUGCUUUGAUUCUUUGCAACUUACCAUUCUCAUAUUUUAUUUCAUUGUUCUGUGUUGGAUAUUUGUUUAAUGUGGUUUUUGAUGGGGAUUUGGUUUUAUUCAAAGAAUUUCGGAAUGCCGUCUUUAUUUUAAACAUUUAGCUUAUAUUAUGAACGACUCAAAUCCUGAGGUUGGUCCCUCGGGAACAAAUAGAGCUCGCAUUGUAAAGGAGGGAUGGCUGUACAAAAGAGGAGAACACAUAAAAAACUGGAGACCCAGAUAUUUUGUAUUGUUUGAUGAUGGGGCCUUGACUGGUUUUAAAGUAAAACCAGAUGAUUACUACAGUGAUCCACUUAACAAUUUUACAGUGAAGGGCUGUCAGAUUAUGUCAACUGAUCGACCAAAGCCCUAUACCUUUAUUAUCAGAGGACUGCAAUGGACCACGGUAAUAGAAAGGAUGUUUCAUGUUGAAACAGAGAGAGAAAGAGAGGAAUGGGUGGUAGCUAUAAAAUCUGUUUCUGAAAGACUUUCGAGUGAUUGUGAAGAUGUAGAAAUGAUGAAUCCUGCAAAUCCUGAUAUGAUGGUGGAUUUGUGGGAAAAAUGUUCACUGCAGGGCACUUCCUAUUCAAAGUCCACUGGUAAACGAAAAGUUACUUUAGAAAGUUUUGAGUUUCUGAAAGUACUGGGCAAAGGAACAUUUGGAAAAGUGAUAUUAUGCCGGGAGAAAGCCACUGGACGACUCUAUGCCAUAAAAAUUUUAAAGAAAGAGGUUAUAAUACAAAAAGAUGAAGUUGCUCAUACCCAAACAGAGAAUAGAGUACUCAAAUCUACAAAUCAUCCAUUUCUCACUUCUCUUAAAUAUUCCUUUCAAACAAACGAUAGAUUAUGUUUUGUUAUGGAAUAUGUAAAUGGUGGUGAACUGUUCUUCCAUCUUUCAAGAGAAAAAGUGUUUUCUGAAGAAAGAACCAGGUUUUACGGUGCAGAAAUCAUUUCUGCAUUAGCUUAUCUGCACUCGCAAGGAAUAAUAUACAGAGACUUGAAGUUGGAAAAUCUGCUUUUGGAUAAAGAUGGCCACAUAAAAAUAACCGAUUUUGGGCUUUGCAAAGAAGAUAUAACCUAUGGGAGAACUACCAAAACAUUUUGUGGUACCCCGGAAUAUUUGGCGCCUGAGGUGCUAGAAGACAAUGAUUAUGGAAGGGCGGUGGAUUGGUGGGGAAUUGGUGUUGUGAUGUAUGAAAUGAUGUGCGGUCGUCUUCCUUUUUAUAAUAGAGAUCACGAUGUGCUGUUCACCUUAAUUUUAAUGUCGGAAGUUAAAUUUCCAAGAAAUUUAAGUGGAGAAGCGAAAGAUCUUCUGGCUGGGUUGCUCAUUAAAGAUCCAAGUAGGCGAUUAGGUGGAGGCCCGGAUGACGCCAAGCAAAUAAUGGCUCAUCCAUUUUUCAGCAGUAUUAACUGGCGUGAUUUGGAGUUAAAAAGGAUUGCUCCACCUUUCAUACCCCAAGUGACCAGCGACACCGACACCAGAUAUUUUGAUUCCGAAUUCACUGGCGAAAGCGUCCAACUCACACCACCAGAUAAUUCCGGUCCUUUGGGAUCGAUUCAGGAAGAACCAUAUUUCCCACAAUUUAGUUUUCAAGACUUUUCAUCCACUCUGGGAAGUUCAGCGCAUAUAAGUGGUAGCAUGGCCAGCGUCGGACCUAUGCAAUGAUCUAGCUUUGGACAAGCGCGACAAUUAAGUGCAGCACUAAAAUUCAUGGUACUUAUAUGUAAGAAGGUAGUAGCAGCGCAGAGAACAAUUCGUGUUUUUGUGAUAUAGUUGGUUUUAUACUGUAAAUAUUUUCAAUUUUCUUAACAUAAAAUAAUGUACAUGUAACAAAAUGAAAUGCCUAACUUAAAAUAAUGAAAUGGCCAUAGGAUGUAAGUGUGUAAAGUCUGUUACUUGCGAAUUGCAUCUUGCAGGCGAUGAUUUCACUUUUAUAAAAAUGAAUUUGCCUGUUGCUUCGAAGCAAUUUAUUUGUUCAUAUAUUUAAUGCUAAUAUAAAUAAAUUCGCAACAACAUAUAGUAAUUUAAAGACGCGUUUUUGCUCUGGCAAAAACGAAAGUAAUCUUUUUUUUUUGUGUCCAGUAACAUUGCAGAUGUUACCUGUUAACUGGUGUAAAAUUCAAAAUAAAACCCCCCUCCCCACCGUAUAGUUUUUUGAAUUUACCAAUAACAUCUACUAGUUUUGGCAUACUUUCAUGGAGGUAAUUAAUGUGGUUGCCGUAAUUACAUAAUUGAUUUUUUACAAGGCUCAUUUUUGUUAGACACAAAGUGAAUUGUUAGUCAAAUGCAAUCUAGAAUGAGGGUAUACAAUUUCAGGAUAGUAUUAGACUUUUUUUAAACAGAUUAUAUAACAUUAUCAAAUUGGCAGUUAAGUGACAAGUUAAAUGUAUACAAAAUUAUUAUACUUCUUUUUAUAGUCUAGUUUAUAUAUCUGCUUUUUCUGGUAAUAGAGAUUUGAUGUCAAUGUCAUUUAAAAAUAAAUUAUAACAUACAGUACAGUUUUUAGUUUCUAUUUUUUGUCUAACGAUA